UGCGGCUGAAGUACGUGGUCUGCAGUCUCUCUCUCUCGCUCUCUCUCGGACAUAAUUAGUACAUGCCUACUUCACCUGGGCGGGAAUCGGAUUCACCCAGUUUCCUUCUCCAUCAGAUUCAGCAAUAGAGAUUAUCGCGCCCAGCAUGGGAUCACGGAUCCCCCAGAGCGCCGGAAGGACAAUCUCCGGGCUGACCUCCGGUGAAUUCACCGAGUCCUCGCUGGAGAAGAAAGUCGGCGGCGAUGUCGAGCUCGAUGCCGAACCCCCCCGGCCCAAAUCGCUCAAGUUCAAGCUCACCGUGCUUUUUCUGGCCAUCGUCACAUUGAUCGCCUCCAUGGACGCCGUCAUCGUAGGCUCCUGUCUAGUAGCCAUUGCGGAAGACCUGCACAGCAGCAGCGUGGAGUCCUUCUGGGUGGGCACCUCGUUCCUGCUCGCCCAAACCGUUACCAUCCCUCCUUACGGCACCACCAGCGAGAUCUUCGGUCGCAAAGGGCCGAUUCUCAUCGCCACGACCAUAUUCACCUUCGGCAGCAUUCUUUGCGCAACCGCUCGGAAUGUCGGCUGGCUGAUCGGAGCCCGCGUGGUCCAGGGCAUCGGGGCCGGCGGCAUGAUCCAGCUGGUCCAGGUCAUUCUCUCGGACAUCUCCACCAUGAGUGAACGCGGCUUAUAUAUGGCUAUCGCAACGUUGGCAUGGUCGCUGGGGACCAACAUGGGCAUUCCCAUAGGCGGCGCCAUCGGCUCGCGGACUACGUGGCGGUGGAUCUUCUAUAUCAACAUCCCUACGUGUGUGCUGUGUAUCGCCGGAUUGAUAUACUCGUUGCAACUGCAGCAGGAUGCUUCAUCGUUCAUGAAAAAGUUAGGCAUGCUGGAUUGGACCGGGCUGGGAGUGUAUACCUGUGCGUCCACGCUGUUCCUGGUCGGUCUGACUUCCGGCGGUGCCUUGCAUCCCUGGGAUUCGGCAGCCGUGUUGGUGCCCUUGAUACUGGGCUCUGUUCUCUUCGUGGUCUUCAUGGUCACCCAAUGGCGGGUGGCAGCUAACCCUAUGAUGCCCCUGAGGAUCUUCAACGACCGAUCGGCCAUCGUUGGCUUUGCCACGAGUUUUCUGCACGGAUUGGUGUUUUGGUGCGUGACGUACUACAUGAUUAUCUUUUUCCUCGGAGCAUUGCAGCAUGGCGUCCUGCACGCCUCCCUCGAGACCAUGACCUGCAUCGCAUACUCAGCACCCGCGGGGCUCGUGGCCAGUAUGCUGGUUAAACGAACGCAACGAUUCAAGUACAUCAUUGUAGUGGGCUGGGCACUGUUGGCAGCGGGAAUGGGUAGUAAUAUUACCAUGCAUCCCGACAGUAGCAAGGCCAUGCUCUACGGUCCUCGCGUCCUCGUCUCGAUCGGCGGCGGGCUCCUGUUUCCAACUCCGUUGUUUGCCGUCCAAGCGCGGCAAAAUGGCGACGACGUCGGAAUCGCGACCAGCGUGCAAGUAUUUAUGCGCAGUCUUGGGACUGCGUUCGGGGUCGGACUGGGCGGAGUCAUCUUCCAGAACCAGUGGACGAAGGAGGUAGACCAUGCAAUCCUGUCGGGAAAGAUCCCCUCGCAGCUGAGGCUGGGAAGCCACGUUGCUGAGAUCGCAUAUCAGACGAUCCGGGAGUUCCCAGCACCGGUCCAGCAGGAGUAUCGAUGGGUGUAUGCGCGUAGCUUGACCACGAUGUGGUAUGUGAUGAUGGGCUUGUCGCUGGUGGGAUUUGUGGUCAGCCUGAUCGCCAGGAACGACGAGAUUAAGGGCGGCUUAUCGGGGGCGCAGAACUUUCAGGACGACUCGAAGCCGGCGGAUGUGGAGGCAAGAAGGGGGCCAGAGACCUGCGACUGAUCUGGACGUUAGAUGAAAAUUUGGGGAAGGCUCCAUGAGAAUAGACCGUGUAGACUGACCGAGUUGCUUG
Molecule: messenger RNA, 1931 nt
Organism: Aspergillus steynii IBT 23096
Lineage: Eukaryota; Fungi; Ascomycota; Eurotiomycetes; Eurotiales; Aspergillaceae
Product: MFS general substrate transporter
Exons: 3
Coding region: 146-1861 (571 amino acids)
Biological process (GO): transmembrane transport
Molecular function (GO): transmembrane transporter activity
Source: RefSeq, a predicted model, not a curated record